CGUCUCGUGCCGAAUUUCCAAGUGCAGGCCGUCAAAUCGAAGGCACACCUUCGAUAUAAUGAUUUUUUUUUUUUUUACGAAAUGGAAAACUUGUUAGUUUGUCACUUUCAUGAAGGUUUAUGACGACUUCAUGAAUGGAAACUGAUGAAACCGAGAUGAUAAUUCUCACCCCAACCCUAAUAGGACAUCUCACUUAAAAUCUAAUUUUGGGGAUCUCUCAAGGCGUAAUCCAUGCUGUCAGAUGAGCUUGACUCCAAACCUGAGCUGCUGGUUCGGUUUGUCCAGAACGCAUCCAUACCUCUGGGGCAGGGUCUGGAGGACUCGGAGCCCAAACACAUCUGCCUUCCCCUGCUGGCUCCCGCAGACAGCUCCCUGUGCACACGGCUGGGUCUGACAGAGGGUGGUCUCAGCCAUGUGUCAACAAGGUCUCCAUCCCGUUCAGAGUUUGGGGGUGCAGAGCGGAGCCCCAUGGUGGUGCACCACCACCCCCGCAGCCCUCACAUGCCCCCCAGCCCCCCUCCCGUCCUCCAUGACCUGCAACGGUCAGAGAGCACCUCCUAUGUCCUUUUGAACCUCGCCAAAGGUCUAGCAACCUCCUCUGAGCCCCUAAUCUUCUCAGCAGAUGGUGCAGAGGAAGAGGAAGAAGAGGUGAUCUCGUCCGGGGAUUGUGGAGUGGAUGGCACUGCCCCCUGGUACCUGAGGGUACAGGAGCUGGCGCACGACAGCCUCAUCGCAGCCACGCGGGCACAGCUGGCUAAAGAUGCCAAGGCUAGCCAGGACGCUAGGGCUGGGAAUGGCACCAACAGCGACCACCUGCCCAGCUUCCUAUCGGAGGGGGCGAAGAGAGAACAGCCGGCGAGACCCACUCGUACACUGUCGUCUAAACAGAUCCUCCGCUGCUCCUUUGAGGGCUGCUACAGAACCUUCACCUGGCCUGCUCACCUCAAAUACCACCUCAAAACACACAGGAACGACCGCACGUUCCGGUGUGGGGCAGAGGGCUGUGGGAAGAGUUUCUACGUGCUGCAGCGUCUGCAGGUCCACAUGAGAACUCACAAUGGCGACAAGCCCUUCAUCUGCAAAGAGAAAAACUGUGGCAAGAAGUUCACCACCGCAGGAAACCUCAAGAACCACAAACGCACACACACAGGUGAGAAGCCCUUCUUGUGUGAAGCAGAUGGUUGUGGUCGGUCCUUCGCUGAGUACUCCAGUCUACGCAAACACAUGCUCGUACACUCAGGAGAAAAGCCCCACCAGUGUGGGAUCUGUGGGAAGACGUUCUCUCAGAGCGGUAGCAGGAAUGUUCACAUGAGGAAGAGACAUGGAGAGGAGGCUCAGGGGAACGAGGGCAGAGAAACGGGUAACACACAAACUAGGCUAGUGGUCUCCAAGCCUGGUUACGAGCGUUCUUUCUUCCAGUUCCAACCCACCACAAACGCACCCAAUUCAGCCGCAGCCUUGGUGUGUGUAUGUGUGGAACCAGCCCGUUAUUUUCCAUCUGGAAAGUUCAAUAUGGCACACAAACAUACCUGUAAUGUACAGUAUGUCCCCUGUGUGUUAUUGACAGGUGAGGCUUUGACACACAGCAGUUUACUGGAGGCCGACGGGUCGCCCGUCGACACCAUGGUAACCAUGACUACAGGGGUUGAUCCAAUUAACGUCCACCAUGCCAUGCUGCGAGCCCAAGGCUCGGCAGACUCGGUGGUUGUUCUCUCUCAACCCCAUGACCUGGUCACCAUGACAACAGCAAGCCACACAUACCCAGAGGAUGUGGUGGCCCUGUUGUAGUCAAGUCUGUUGGGCAAAUCUCAGGCAUUUGAGGCAAAGCUCUCUGUACAUAGAUGCAUCCUUCACUUUUAGCCCUGUAGAUAUCUGUAAUUAGCUACUAAGGGUUUUAUUUUGAGAAAGAUCGUAUGAAAUGUUCUAGAACUUGUACAAAGAUGUUUUCUGUAGUUUAUAAAUACAAAUGACUAUCAGGUGACUUUCCAAAGAAAUAAGACAGAUAUACAAAUCGUGAGUUUUAUUAAAAGAAAGUACAUGUAGCUACCUGGAUUUGUCAUUGUGAAACGUACUAAAUCAACUGUGUAAGCUCAACAUGCAGUGUUUUGUAAAACACUAUUAAGGCUGUUGUUUUUAGCUUAAUUCACAAAUGAAUCAAGUCGAUAGCUGACGUAAGACUAUUUGAAAAGGACAUUAUUAAAUGUGCUCCGUCCUCCAUCAUUAGUAGAAAGGAAACGUUGAAAUCAGUUGCAAACUCCCAAGCUGCUAUUGGAACUAAAGCACAGUACGAUUUGAUGCACAGAGGGCUGCAUGUAGAACAAUUGAACACACUUUUUUUUGAAAAGCACACUCUCAUACCAGUUUAUUUUUUCAAUGAAAAUAAAGAUCACACCCAAGUGAUAUUAAACAGACGGUCAAAAUAUCCACCUUUUAUACAGUAACACAACUAAGUGGCGUUUCAGUCAGCGACAGCCCCCAGUGCUUUAAUAGAGAUGUAAAUAAUAUGAGACCACUGUGCUAUAGCAACCAGUCACAUGAAAACAACAGACCUACUGAACUAUAGGACCAACCAUUUAGGUGUUGGGUAACAAAAAUAGUUGUAACAAUUGUAAUGUUAUCUCAGAAAUGUCAAAUCUUGAUAGUCAAAUAGUAAGUCAAAGAUGCAAGGCAUAUUUUUAAGACAUUACAAUUCACACUAAGGCAGGGUCAAAGGCUGUUAUGUUUAAAACAACAAUAGUUCCUCAGUCCAUUUAUUUUUGAGCACCAUCUAAUCCAGUGGUUUUCCCCUCCUGCCCACCCAGACCUGUGGCUCCUUGUCUAUCUGUGGAUCUUUAGGUUCUGGAAGUGGUUGAAUGUGGCACCUAAAGCCCAGCUUGUCUCCACGUUGUUGACUUUCUUAGUCAGCUAGGGAAGAGAGACAACACACACCAAAUCACAAAACAUGUCUUUUUGUAUUUAUUUAAAUAAAUAAAACAUUUGAACUGA
Messenger RNA from Oncorhynchus masou masou (cherry salmon), 2985 nucleotides. Its product is annotated as zinc finger protein 410-like. Bases 232 to 1788 code for a protein of 518 amino acids. The record is from RefSeq and is a predicted model, not a curated record. Gene Ontology annotation, cellular component: nucleus; transcription regulator complex; chromatin. The transcript has 11 exons. NCBI's taxonomy places the organism in Eukaryota, Metazoa, Chordata, Actinopteri, Salmoniformes, Salmonidae. Gene Ontology annotation, molecular function: RNA polymerase II cis-regulatory region sequence-specific DNA binding; DNA-binding transcription factor activity, RNA polymerase II-specific. Gene Ontology annotation, biological process: regulation of transcription by RNA polymerase II.